This is a messenger RNA of Microthlaspi erraticum, 375 nucleotides long. The record is from the annotation of a GenBank genome assembly. NCBI's taxonomy places the organism in Eukaryota, Viridiplantae, Streptophyta, Magnoliopsida, Brassicales, Brassicaceae.
AUGGAGUCACAGCAAUCAAAUCUCGAAACACCUCUCAAAAUUCAACCGGACCACAGCGAAAUCGCUGUUUUGAACUCAGAAUCGCCGCCUCUGCUGCUUUCGGAAGCUGGUCCGGAUCAUGAAUCUCCUCCUCGAGUCUCCACCAACGAGCCAAUGAAGAAAAUCGUGACCCCGGAUCGUCUCAGAGUCCCUGUAGCUUUCAAGCACCCAGAGAGGUACAGAAGUCCAACAGAUGCAAUCAUGUCUCCGGUUACGAAAGGUCUUCUCGCAAGAAGCAGAAAGGCUUCCGGUUCUCUUAUUCCUCCCAGCUUUAACUUAUCCAAGAUUCAAGAUCUACGCAAACCGGAAUCUGGUUUAUCUUCUGUUGGUUGUUGA